Clunio marinus is the source of this 339-nucleotide messenger RNA. Lineage: Eukaryota; Metazoa; Arthropoda; Insecta; Diptera; Chironomidae. The record is from the annotation of a GenBank genome assembly.
AUGAAAAGACAUCCUGAUAAUAAUUAUUCAGAAAUACCAGAAAGAAGACCUACAAAUGCCUCAACAAUUCCCAAUAUUUUGGCUGAUGUUUCGCUUGAAAAUCUUAAUGACUCCUUGAAUGAUUUUUUAGAAAGCUUGGAUAACUCUUCAGUGAUGUCAAGCACAAGGAUGAAUCAAAAUUUAAAUGACGUAUUAAAUGAUCAAGUUCCAUUCGAAGAAAGAACCGGUAAUGAUUCUGUCGAACCAGAAAUAAGAGCUGACCUUAGCGCUGAGCUAAAAAGCUUUUUAGACGAUGUGGAAAAACUAUUCGGAAAGCCAACGUGGUUUCAUAGAAUUUAA